AUGGAUGUGGCGGUGUCUCCACACUGGCAUUUUGGUACUUCCUUGUGCAACAGGGCUCCGUGGCAAUAUUCCAAGCUGGCCUAUUUUCAAACAUCGCCCAUUGCCCCGCCAAAGCUGCAGGGAGUUAUCACGGGCAUUGUUUCAUCUGGCUAUGGUCUUUCCGCUGCUUUUGUGACGCUCUUGUUCUCCCUCUUUGGAGAUGACCUUGAAAGAUACUUCAAAGGCACAGGCCUUCUGUUCUGUAUAACAGCGCUGGGUGCAGCAAUCCUGAUGCCGUUUUUGCACAUGAGAUCGCGGUCGACUAAGUAUGGCCGAUUGCCAGAGGUGACACCGAAGGAUGAGGCUGGGAUUUAUCCCCCACCAACAAAGUAUGGGCAACAGGACCCAGAUGAACCUGCAGCUGCUGGUACUCCUAGUUCGAAAUCCACACCACAUAUGAGCCGCAAGGAUAUUUUGUGUAGAUUUGACUUCUGGCUGUUUCUUCUGUCAUUUGUACUCCUGCAAUCCAUCGGCUCCGGUCUCUACAUUGCCAACUUGUCCUUGAUAGGAGACUCCUUGGGUAUCUCUGCUGACAGCCGUCCGACUUAUGUGCGAGCUGUGUCGUAUUGCAAUUCCCUGGGCCGGCUUGGCAUCGGCUUUGCCAUGGAUGCACUGGAAGUCAGAGGAGUUCAUCGCUCUGACCAUAUCCUCAUCACAGCGUUUGGAGUGCUGCUGGCAUCAUCUGCGCUCUUAUUCCUGCCAGAGGAGGUGAUGCCGCAUGCACUCCUUCCUGCUCUAGCAGUGACAGCUGCAGCAUAUGGUGCAAAUUGGGCUAUCAUGCCUUCAUUCAUCGCGAAACGAUUUCAAGGGGCACAUGUCGGAGUGAUGUUCAACAUUCAUAGCGGCCACAUUGCUCUUACAGUGCUGCUGACCUCAUAUGUUGUGGGUGGCCUGUACGAUGUUGAGGCAGCCCGGCAGGGGGAAGGCUGGACAAUACGUUUGUGUAUGCUGGAGCUCCUGCAGAUGCCUUCUGUCAUGGUGCUGUUUGCUGGCGCUCGUCAUUUGGAUUGGGAGCUGGCCUGCAAGCUUUGGCCCUUUUGGUGGGUCUUGUUCUGGCGUUGGGCACUCAAUGGUCAACUUGAUCAGCCAAGUAGUCGUCAGAUCAGCUUUUGCAGAGUCACGGUGGAGCGCCUCGACUGCUUCGAAUCUCCAUUUCAGGUGGGUAGUGCGACACUGCAGCAGCCUGAAUCGUGCCAAAUUGACCGGCAUCGCAUCCUCGACACAAUGCCCUCUGGAAAAGUGGGAGAUCGUGGCAGUAGUGCAACCGGUCGUGGAAUAAGCGGCCAGGACUUUCGAACGCGAACGUUCGCACCCACAGACUUCAUUUUGCAUAUGGAGGAGCACAGAAAGGAUGUAGCAGUUAUCCUGGAACGCCAUUGGCGAGACUAUAUCGUUUCAGAGGUCCUCGACAAAAUGUCUGAAGUUAACAAUUUCUUUAUCGAGAAUCCGCAGAAGCACCUCAGGCAACCUUUGCACAGAAUUCUGCGGAAGUUUGACUUGAUCCUCUCGGCGCAGAUGAGAUGGUUUGUUCAGAUGUCUCUGACCGAUUGGGUUGCCUUUGUGCGUUCGUUUAUGCCGGAUGAUGAGCCGCUUCAGACACCCCUGCUUACGUUGAGCCUCGAGGCAACGCAUGGGGAGGUCGGAAUUGCACCGCAUCCAGAAGACCUGAAGCAGAAGAUCCUCGAUCUAAUCGAUGAUGUGACAAAGGUCACAUCUUCCAUCAUGAGCAUCGAGUAUGAGUUGGUGCCUUUUUGCAACCUCCCGCAGCACUUGAUGUUUGAUCUCCAAUCAGAGGGAGCACGUCGUGAUGAAGCUGACAAAAAGGAGGUUGAAGAUGCUGCCCGUCUGGUGGGCGCACAAACGUUGCACUCAGGCCCUGUUGACGAAGGGCAACUUCUACGUGCUGCAAAGGCUGCAACAGCGGAGGUCAUCGAGGACUGUCUCUUUGGUCCUCGAGAAGUCCAGGCAAAGUACCAGAAAUAUGCAUAUCUAUUUCACGAAGAGGUUGGUGCCGACCUUGAUCCGCUAGAUGUCGAGUCUGUGCGAGUUCGAACAGAGGCUUACUUGCAGGCUGGGACGGAAAUUGAGAAGCUUACCACCGAGAUUGUGAAGUUUCCACUCUUCGAGCUGCAUUGUACGGACAUCAUUCAGCACAUGUCGCAGCGUGCCUAUCACCUUGCAGCCUGCUGCUUGGAGACCGUGGCGCAAAGCAUUCAGGAGCGCUCUCAAGCUGUGCUGAACGAAUGGCAAGAAACUCAUGAGCGGAUUCUCUCAAACCCUGAAGAUGAAGAGGAGCUUGCCAACCUCAAGCAGUUCAUGGCAGAUCUGCCCCAGCUGAAGACAAAGCCGCUGAUGCAAACAACCCGGCACAUUCACACCCAAAUCAACAUGCUAGCAGACUUCAGCUUCUUCAUAGACAAUGAGGUCGUCGAGCGUGCCUUUUCCUCGUUUGCUUGGCCAUUGCAGAUUCAGAUUGAUGUGGGCGAUUCGGAGCGAAGUCUGGACUCUCAAAAGCAGAAGUUUAUGGAAAAGCUGGAUCGAGAGAAGACUGAGUAUGAGCGUGACAUGGCAAGAUACCAGGAGGAUCUUGAGUGGGUCAAGAGUCUGAAUGAUUACUCUCUGGCCAUGAAGUGUGCUCAUCGAAUCUACUCGUUGCGGGAGAACCUGGACCGUGCCAAAGAGCGGGUUCAGAGCUUUUUGGACCGCGAGCGCUUGUUUGGCAUGGACGUCUCAGACUACUCUGUGGUGGAGAAUAUGACUGAGGCAUUCGAACCAUACUACAAGCUUUGGACCAGUGCCAUUGACUUCAAGCACUCAGAGGAAGAGUGGCUGACUGGAAUGGUGCAGAGACUGGUGGCGGAAGAAAUCGAGACCGUCGUUGAAGAUCAGCUGGAAACUGAGUUUUGGAUCUGUGAGAUUUGUCGGAUUGUAGAGCAGUUCUUCUACAGUAGUUCUCAGUUCUUGAGUUUGCUGCACGAAUUGUGGACGGCCCUGAGCUGGUGCAAUGUCGAAUCUCACACCCCGCUGAAGGACUUGCGCGAGGAGAUUUCUUCUUUCCGCGCCAACAUGCCUGUCAUCCGCGCCCUAUGUCAAGAGGCAUUCGAGCCACGACACUUUUCAGACCUGUUUGAAGAGCUGCGCUUGGACAUGGACAUGGAGGAUGGCAUCACCUUGCAGCAAAUGCUCGAAGUUGGUAUCCUGGACCACAUUGACACCCUGGAGCGAAUCAGUGUAAAGGCGCAGAAGGAACAUGGGUUGAAGACUGCCCUGACCAUGAUGAAGAAAGAGUGGAGGCCUAUUGAAUUUGGCUUGGUACCACACAGAUCGGGCACGCACAUGGUGAAGGGGAUUGACGAGAUUCAGGCAGUACUGGACGACCACAUUGUGAAAACCAUGGGCAUUCGUGGUUCUCCCUUCGUGGAGCCAAUUGAGAAGGAGGUCAAGGACUGGUUGGCAAAGCUGACACUCAUCCAAGACCUCCUGGAGCAAUGGCUGGCCAUGCAGCGUUCAUGGCUGUACCUUGAGCCCAUUUUCACCUCUGACGACAUCCAGAAGCAGUUGCCAGGGGAAGCCAAGAGGUUUCAACAGGUAGAUGUUCUUUGGCGCAGCACCAUGGAGACCGUGUCCGAAAACCCCAACGUUCUGGAUGUUUCAGAGAUCGAGAACCUUCUGGCAAGCUUUGUGGAUGCAAACAAAAAAUUGGAUGCGAUCCAGAAAGGACUCAACCAGUACCUAGAGAAGAAGCGCUUGGACUUCCCACGGUUCUUUUUCCUCUCCAAUGACGAACUUUUGAUGAUUCUUUCUCAGACGAAAGACCCAACAGCUGUCCAACCUCACAUGGGAAAGUGCUUCGAAGGAAUCAGCAGGGUCCGCUUCAACAAGACGAAUGAAAUCAUUGAAGCAAUGGCGUCAGUGGAGGGGGAAGUGGUUGAUUUGGCUCUGCCAGUGAACGUGGUUGAAGGGGAGAAGAAAGGAAAUGUAGAGAAGUGGCUCAUGGAAGUGCAAGGUUCUGCUGACAUGGUUGACAUGUUUGAAAUGAAGACGACGGAUGCGACAUUUCAUGCAGAUAUGAAGUGCUGGCCUUGCUGGACUCACGGCACUGGAAAGGCUCUCUGCGGCUGGCCUAAAGUGCAUCCUACUGGAGGCAUCCUCUUCACCAGGCUGCGUGGCCGGUUCUUUUGCGGCCGCUGGGUCGAGGAAGGAGCCAACUGGGUGCAAGGCUUGGGCACGAAUCCAGUUUGGCAGAAAGUCCAGCAACGCAGCUGCACCGUGAAGACAGAAGAUGGGAGCGAGAACAAGGUAGACUCGAAAGACCGUGUGAGUUUUCGUGGCCUUGGAAAAGCAGGGCCAGAAGACAUGACAAAGGAAGCAACGGAGCGCACAAAGGCCUUUGAGAAAGCAAUGAGUUUGGUGGAGGAUGAAGAAAGUGGAGAGGGUGGUCCUGACGGUCCUGACCAGGAUUUGGCACAAGCACUGGCACAGCAAGGUUGGGUACCAGCGUCUUCACCUAUUGACAUGGCCAUUGAGUUCAGAGAGAUUGACUUUGAGUACGGUGAGAGUCCAGAAAAGGUUUCCGUGCAGCACAACGUCCAUGGUGAGUUUACAUGGGACGACUUUGGUCCAGAUUCCUUCUUCGUGGAUGAUUGCCGUGGGUUGGCUUCAAUUUGUCCUGAAGUGCCAGAAGGAGUUGGAUCGUACUACAACUGUAUCGUCGAGGAGCUUAUCCAGUUGCCUGAUUGCGUACAGGUCCAAUGCAAGGAUGGGUUCAAGGUCUGGAGUCGAGUGGCACUUUGCACGGUGAGUGUUGGUGUCCUAAAUGCUCGGGACAUUCUCUUUGAUCCACCUCUGCCACUCCCUAUGCAAGAUGCAUUGAACUCAAUGACUAUGUGCAAUUAUACAAAGACAUUUGUGAAGUUGGAGUCUGCCUUAUGGGUCGAUGACGAGCAGUACGUUAUCAGGGUUGGAAAACCACGCGGACGGCACGUGGUGUGGCAACCGCUAGCACCUGAUUUGGUCAUAGUCACAAACACUGGGGAUGAGGGCAGGCGGGUGGAAAAGCUUGACCCCGAGGAGCUUAAAAGGGAGCUAGAAGGAUGUUUGUCAGAAAUGUACGAAAGACCUCCCAACAUCCUGGUGGCCGAGGCGACCAAAUGGUCUUCGGAUCCUCGAUUCAGAGGUUCCUAUUCAUUUUUGCCUACUGGAUCUAUGCCUGACGGCUGGGAUGUGGUGAACGAGAGACAUGGAAGGUGCUGCUUUGAUGCAAAAGGAGCAAUUGGUUCUGGAGAAGAUUCGGCUGACGCCAUUCUGCAGUUCUUGGGUCUGAAGCAAGAGGAUGCAAGCACGAAGUGGGUCUUGGAAUGGCCCGGACAGGUGGUCAUUUGCAUUGACAACAUCUACUGGACACAGGAGGUUGCUGCUGCAAUCGAGUCUGGCAAAUUGGAGGAGUAUCACCAGAAGUCUGUAGACCAACUGACCGGCUUGGUGAACUUGGUGCGUGGUGACCUCUCCAAGCUGGGCAGGCAAACGCUGGGAGCGUUGGUCACCAUUGAUGUGCACAAUCGCGAUGUUGUUCACAGCCUGAAAGAUGCCAAAAUUUCAUCUUCCAAGGAAUUUGACUGGAUCGCACAAUUGCGAUACUACUGGCGUCAGAAGGGUUCCAUCACCCUCAAG
This is a messenger RNA of Cladocopium goreaui, 5709 nucleotides long. The record is from the annotation of a GenBank genome assembly. NCBI's taxonomy places the organism in Eukaryota, Dinophyceae, Suessiales, Symbiodiniaceae.